Molecule: messenger RNA, 9967 nt
Organism: Sus scrofa (pig)
Lineage: Eukaryota; Metazoa; Chordata; Mammalia; Artiodactyla; Suidae
Gene: KIF1B
Product: kinesin family member 1B
Biological process (GO): microtubule-based movement
Molecular function (GO): microtubule binding; microtubule motor activity; ATP binding
Source: RefSeq, a predicted model, not a curated record
CCGCCGCCGCCGCCGCCGUCGCCACCGCCACCGCCGGCCCGUCUUCGUGUCCCGGUCUCUGCGCUCCCGCCUUCCGGCCGCCGCGGCCCUCGAUGCGGGGCUGGUCCGUUGCGUGAUGGGGUUGCCGAGCGGCGCCCUGCUGCUCGCGGCGGCCGCUGCUCGCGCUGAGGAGCGUCGGUGCCGGGCUGCCCAAGCCCCCGCGCGCCGCGGCGCCUGCUGACCCGGCCCGUCUGCCCGUCGGUCCGCAGCGCGGCUGAGGAAAUUUGGACAUAACUUCGUAAGAAGAUUUGAAUCUUUAUUCCUGAACUGCAAGACCAUCAGCAUGUCGGGAGCCUCAGUGAAGGUGGCGGUCCGUGUGCGGCCCUUCAAUUCUCGAGAGACCAGCAAAGAGUCCAAGUGCAUCAUUCAGAUGCAAGGCAACUCAACCAGUAUUAUUAACCCAAAGAACCCAAAGGAAGCUCCAAAGUCCUUCAGCUUUGACUACUCCUACUGGUCUCACACCUCGCCGGAAGAUCCCUGUUUUGCGUCUCAAAAUCGGGUCUACAAUGACAUUGGAAAGGAGAUGCUGUUACAUGCCUUCGAGGGAUAUAAUGUCUGUAUUUUUGCCUAUGGGCAGACUGGCGCUGGAAAGUCUUAUACAAUGAUGGGUAAACAAGAAGAAAGCCAGGCUGGCAUCAUUCCACAGUUGUGUGAAGAACUAUUUGAGAAAAUCAAUGACAACUGUAAUGAAGAAAUGUCUUAUUCUGUAGAGGUGAGCUACAUGGAAAUUUACUGUGAAAGAGUACGAGACUUGCUAAAUCCCAAAAACAAGGGCAACUUGCGUGUGCGUGAACAUCCACUUCUUGGCCCAUAUGUGGAGGAUCUGUCAAAGUUGGCAGUCACUUCCUACACAGACAUUGCUGACCUCAUGGAUGCUGGGAACAAAGCCAGGACAGUGGCAGCCACCAACAUGAAUGAAACAAGCAGCCGUUCCCAUGCUGUGUUUACCAUUGUUUUUACCCAGAAGAAACUUGAUAAUGAGACCAACCUUUCCACUGAGAAGGUCAGUAAAAUCAGCUUGGUGGAUCUUGCUGGAAGUGAACGGGCUGAUUCAACUGGCGCCAAAGGGACUCGAUUAAAGGAAGGAGCAAAUAUUAAUAAGUCCCUUACGACUCUGGGUAAAGUCAUUUCAGCCCUGGCAGAGGUGGAUAACUGCACCAGCAAGAGUAAGAAGAAGAAGAAAACUGAUUUUAUUCCCUACAGAGAUUCUGUACUUACUUGGCUCCUUCGAGAAAAUCUAGGUGGUAAUUCUCGGACCGCAAUGGUUGCUGCCCUGAGCCCAGCAGAUAUCAACUAUGAUGAAACUUUGAGCACUCUCAGAUAUGCAGAUCGUGCAAAACAAAUUAAAUGCAAUGCUGUUAUCAAUGAGGACCCCAACGCCAAACUGGUUCGUGAAUUAAAGGAGGAGGUGACACGGCUGAAGGACCUUCUUCGUGCUCAGGGCCUGGGAGAUAUUAUUGAUAUUGAUCCAUUGAUCGAUGAUUACUCUGGAAGUGGAGGCAAAUAUCUGAAAGAUUUUCAGAACAAUAAGCAUAGGUACUUGCUAGCCUCUGAGAAUCAACGUCCUGGCAAUUUUUCCACAGCAUCCAUGGGGUCCCUUACUUCAUCUCCAUCUUCCUGCUCACUCAAUAGUCAGGUGGGCUUAACAUCUGUGACUAGUAUUCAGGAGAGGAUCAUGUCUACACCUGGAGGAGAGGAAGCCAUCGAACGUCUAAAGGAAUCAGAGAAGAUUAUUGCUGAGUUGAAUGAAACCUGGGAAGAGAAGCUGCGUAAAACAGAGGCCAUCAGAAUGGAGAGAGAGGCCUUGUUGGCUGAGAUGGGAGUUGCCAUUCGAGAAGAUGGAGGAACCCUGGGGGUUUUCUCACCCAAAAAGACCCCACAUCUCGUUAACCUCAAUGAGGACCCGCUAAUGUCCGAAUGCCUGCUUUAUUACAUCAAAGAUGGAAUUACUAGGGUUGGCCAAGCAGAUGCUGAGCGGCGCCAGGACAUCGUGCUGAGCGGGGCUCACAUUAAAGAAGAGCAUUGUAUCUUCCGGAGCGAGAGAAACAACAGUGGGGAUGUUAUCGUGACCCUGGAGCCCUGUGAACGUUCAGAAACCUAUGUCAAUGGCAAGAGGGUGGCGCAGCCUGUUCAGCUCCGCUCAGGAAACCGCAUCAUCAUGGGUAAAAACCAUGUGUUUCGUUUUAACCACCCGGAGCAAGCACGGGCCGAACGGGAGAAGACACCUUCUGCUGAGACCCCCUCUGAGCCUGUGGACUGGACGUUUGCCCAGAGAGAGCUUCUGGAAAAACAAGGAAUUGAUAUGAAACAGGAGAUGGAAAAAAGAUUACAGGAAAUGGAGAUCCUAUACAAAAAGGAGAAAGAGGAAGCAGAUCUUCUCCUGGAGCAACAGAGACUGGACUAUGAGAGUAAAUUGCAGGCCUUGCAGAAGCAGGUGGAAACUCGAUCCUUGGCUGCAGAAACAACUGAAGAGGAAGAAGAGGAAGAAGAAGUUCCUUGGACACAACAUGAAUUUGAGCUGGCCCAGUGGGCCUUCCGGAAAUGGAAGUCUCACCAGUUUACCUCGUUAAGGGACUUACUCUGGGGCAAUGCUGUUUACCUGAAGGAGGCCAAUGCCAUCAGUGUGGAGUUGAAGAAGAAGGUGCAGUUUCAGUUUGUUCUGCUGACUGAUACCUUGUACUCCCCUUUGCCUCCUGAAUUACUUCCCACUGAGAUGGAAAAAACUCAUGAAGACAGACCUUUCCCUCGUACAGUGGUGGCCGUAGAAGUCCAGGAUCUGAAGAAUGGAGCAACACAUUAUUGGUCUUUGGAGAAACUUAAGCAAAGGCUGGAUUUGAUGCGAGAAAUGUAUGACAGGGCAGGGGAGAUGGCCUCCAGCGCCCAAGAGGAAGGUGAAACCACCAUGACUGGCAGUGAUCCAUUUUAUGAUCGGUUCCAUUGGUUCAAGCUCGUAGGAAGCUCCCCCAUUUUCCACGGCUGUGUGAAUGAGCGCCUUGCCGACCGCACACCCUCCCCCACUUUUUCCACGGCCGAUUCCGACAUCACUGAGCUGGCUGACGAGCAGCAAGAUGAGAUGGAGGAUUUUGAUGAUGAGGCAUUCGUGGAUGACACCGGCUCUGACGCAGGGACGGAGGAGGGAUCAGAUCUCUUCAGUGACGGGCAUGACCCGUUUUACGACCGAUCCCCAUGGUUCAUUUUAGUGGGAAGGGCAUUUGUGUACCUGAGCAACCUGCUGUACCCCGUGCCCCUGAUUCACAGGGUGGCCAUUGUCAGUGAGAAGGGCGAAGUGCGGGGAUUUCUCCGUGUGGCUGUACAGGCCAUUGCAGCGGAUGAAGAAGCUCCUGAUUAUGGCUCUGGAAUUCGACAGUCAGGAACAGCUAAAAUAUCUUUUGAUAACGAGUACUUUAAUCAGAGUGACUCUUCUUCGGUUGUAAUGACUCGCUCUGGUCUAUCCUUGGAGGAGCUGAGGAUUGUGGAAGGACAGGGUCAGAGUUCUGAGAUCAUCACUCCUCCGGAAGAAAUCAAUCCCAUGAGUGACUUGGAUUUGAAAUCAGGCACUUUGCUGGAUGGUAAAAUGGUCAUGGAAGGAUUUUCUGAAGAGAUUGGCAACCACCUAAAACUGGGCAAUGCCUUCACUUUCCGUGUAACAGUGCUACAGGCCAGUGGCAUCCUCCCAGAGUAUGCAGACAUCUUCUGUCAGUUCAACUUUCUGCAUCGCCACGAUGAAGCGUUCUCCACGGAACCCCUCAAAAACAACGGCAGAGGGAGUCCUCUCGGCUUUUACCACGUGCAGAAUAUUGCAGUGGAGGUUACAGAAUCAUUUGUGGAAUAUAUCAAAACCAAGCCUAUCGUGUUUGAAGUCUUUGGACAUUAUCAGCAGCACCCACUUCACCUGCAGGGACAAGAGCUUAACAGUCCACCCCAGCCGUCUCGACGAUUCUUCCCUCCGCCCAUGCCGCUGUCCAAGCCAGUUCCAGCCACCAAGUUGAAUACCAUGAGCAAAACCAGCCUCGGCCAGAGCAUGAGCAAGUAUGAUCUUCUGGUUUGGUUUGAGAUCAGUGAACUGGAGCCUACAGGAGAGUAUAUCCCAGCUGUGGUUGACCAUACAGCAGGCUUGCCCUGCCAAGGGACAUUUUUGCUUCACCAGGGCAUCCAGCGAAGGAUCACGGUGACCCUUAUCCAUGAGAAGGGAAGUGAACUCCACUGGAAAGAUGUUCGCGAGCUGGUGGUAGGCCGGAUUAGGAGUAAGCCUGAGGUGGACGAAGCCGCAGUUGAUGCCAUCCUCUCCCUAAAUAUCAUCUCUGCCAAGUACCUGAAGUCUUCCCACAACUCUAGCAGGACCUUCUAUCGUUUCGAGGCCGUGUGGGAUAGCUCCCUCCACAACUCCCUCCUUCUGAACCGGGUGACACCCUAUGGGGAAAAGAUCUACAUGACCUUGUCAGCCUACCUGGAGCUGGAUCACUGCAUCCAGCCCGCCGUCAUCACCAAGGAUGUGUGCAUGGUCUUCUACUCCCGGGACGCCAAGAUCUCACCGCCUCGCUCCCUGCGCAGCCUCUUCGGCAGCGGCUAUUCAAAGUCACCAGACUCCAAUCGAGUCACUGGAAUUUAUGAACUCAGUUUAUGCAAAAUGGCAGACACAGGUAGUCCAGGCAUGCAGAGGAGGAGAAGGAAAAUCUUGGAUACGUCUGUGGCAUAUGUGCGGGGAGAAGAGAACCUAGCAGGCUGGCGGCCCCGUGGAGACAGCCUCAUCCUUGAGCACCAGUGGGAGCUAGAGAAGCUGGAGCUCCUGCACGAGGUGGAGAAAACCCGCCACUUCCUGCUACUCCGUGAAAGACUUGGUGACAGCAUCCCCAAAUCCCUGAGCGACUCGUUGUCCCCCAGCCUGAGCAGUGGGACCCUCAGCACUUCCACCAGCAUCUCCUCUCAGAUCUCAACCACCACCUUUGAAAGUGCCAUCACACCCAGCGAGAGCAGUGGCUACGAUUCAGCAGACAUUGAAAGCCUGGUGGACCGAGAGAAGGAGCUGGCCACCAAGUGCCUGCAGCUUCUCACCCACACUUUCAACCGAGAAUUUAGCCAGGUGCACGGCAGCAUCAGUGACUGUAAGUUAUCCGACAUCUCUCCAAUCAGACGGGAAUCCUCCGUGUCCAGUUUCAGCAGUGCUACUCUCACUCCCUCCUCCACCUGCCCGUCUCUCGUGGACACUAGGGCCAACUCUUCGGAUCAGAAGACCCCAGAAGCCAAUUCCCGGGCCUCAAGUCCCUGCCCAGAAUUUGAACAGUUUCAGAUUAUUCCACCUGUGGAAACGCCCUAUUUAGCCCGAGCAGGAAAAAAUGAAUUUCUCAAUCUUGUUCCAGAUAUUGAAGAAAUUAGACCAGGCUCCGUGGUCUCUAAGAAAGGAUAUCUGCACUUCAAGGAACCACUCUCCAGCAACUGGGCUAAACAUUUUGUCGUGGUCCGUCGCCCCUAUGUCUUCAUCUAUAACAGUGACAAAGACCCAGUGGAGCGGGGCAUCAUCAACCUGUCCACAGCGCAGGUGGAGUACAGCGAGGACCAGCAGGCCAUGGUGAAGACACCCAACACCUUUGCUGUCUGCACAAAGCACCGCGGGGUCCUUUUGCAGGCUCUCAAUGACAAAGACAUGAAUGACUGGUUAUAUGCCUUUAACCCACUCCUUGCUGGCACAAUACGGUCAAAACUCUCCCGCAGAUGCCCAAGCCAACCCAAGUACUGAGUGACUGCCGAGCACCCUCGCUCGCCUUCGAGAGAUAAAGAAAGUGUUUUCUCUCAUUUCUUUCUGUGAUUCUUAACAGUUACACUUGUGUGUGACCCUGCGGCUGAGCGGCUUGUCUCUCCUCGUCCAGCCCUCUGUCCAGCGCUCCCGUCCCCACCCCAUCGCUCUGUACUCUUUUCCUUUCUCCCGUGCUGAGAAUCUUGUUAGAAGCAUGUGGCCUAACAAAAGGGGGAAAAAAAAAACACGAAAAAACAAAACCCAGCGGGGAUCCAGUGACUCUCCACAUUAUUUCGUGGCGUAUUUUGGCUUCCUUUUGUGUGCCUGGUCCCCAUUAUGACCACCUCUUCUAUCGGUACUGCUGUCUAUGGAUAUCUCUGUUUUUCAAGGCAAAAUAAUACUUUUUUCUUUUCUCUAUUUGUGAUGUUUGUCUUGGGUGGUUUAGAGACUAAAGGAGGAGACAUCUGCUCUUUUUAGAACCUGAGAGGAAAAAACUUACCUUUGUUCCUGCUGUCUCUUUUUGCCAUUGCUAAUCCCUGCAUUUUCUAUCCAGGGAAACGGUUGUCAUGAGCUUAGAAAUGGGACAGGUAUAAUUCGCUGAAAUUGGGGCUUAUAUAGAACGUAGUUAUGUAAUUUUCGUUUAGCAGGUUUGGGACAGUGGCUGCUGUUGACCUUGUGAGAAGAGAAGAGCCGGUGAUAUUGCCGGCAGAUUUGAAAGGACCGUGGGCCUGGGCGGCGGGCCGUGCCAGCGGGUGGUCCGUAGGAUGCUUGCCCUUCCUCCGGCAGGGCUCCCCUGAGCCUUUGGUCUCCACUGGGAGGAACCUCUUCUCUGUUGCUCAGUUCUGUUCUUGGCAUCAGCGACGACAGGGGUACAGUUGUAAUUAGUGCCGGGAUGUCCUACACAAACAUCCCACAGGGAGGGGGUGUUUCACGUCCUGGUGAUGAGCGUGAUGGUCCUUGUCAUCAGGAUAAUGAUGAUAAUGCUGGGGAGUGACCUUGGGAGGAUUGUAGCACCCUUUGAUCAAAGAAAAAUAGCUCUUAAGUAUAAACCUGGAGUCUCCCUCUGAAUCCAGUGGUCAUUUUCAGUGAUGCUUGUCUUCCCUAUGCUCGUAAAUAAGCAAACAUGGCAGGCUUUCUUUCUGGAUCCCAGGACCGUAACGGACUUCCUUCCACCACUAAAAGCAGAAGGACACCUGGGGCAGAGAAGAGGGUCCACCUGAACCCGGGCCCCACGUGUAGUUCUCCGCAUCUGCCUGGCCUCCACGCCUUGGUUGUCUCCACCAAGUGUGGAAAUACAGCCGGAGGAGAAAGGAAGACGCUCACAACCCAUAGUCACCUUCUCUGACCACAGGGUCACCUGCCCGCAGAGGCCAUGAUGGAAGAUGCCGCUUUUCUCAGCUGCAGGAAGUUGUGCAGGAAUGGCCCAGGAAGAAGGCGUCCACUUCCUCCAGUCAUUUUGCUCCUGACUCGGGGGUGUUCUUUGCCCUCCUUCACCCCCUCGCGCACACCUCUGUUGGACCGUCCCUCGGGCAUCCAGGAAAGUUUCUGCUCACUCCACUUUGUGGGGACUGAGGGUCCUCGGCCUCGAGGUUGCUAACUCUCUGGCAGCGAGGGGAAGGGCUCUGCAGAAUGGUUGCUGAGCAGGCUCGUCCUCACCCAGACCCUGCUUCUGGCUUCCUGGCUGGGCUCACCUGGCUCCGUUCAUCAGCGAGGAGGAAGAGUGAGUCUCGGAGAGCCUCACAAAGACAGACUGGAAAUCAGAGGUUGUGACCGGAUCUGAAAAAUGAUCAAUAACAACUCUAUAGUCGAUUUUUUUUAACCUUCUUUCUCUCCUUAAAACAUAGGUCACUAGCUCUAAUGUUGUUGGUUUUCUAAGUGGUAGAUGAGACUUUGAUGUAGUUAGAGGUUUCCUGUCUAAUGGACAUGGCAUAUGCCCUCCUGGUGUCUACUCAGAUCCAGGAUCUGUGUCUAGAGACAGCUUCCUGGGCCAAAAUUAAAUCUCAUGUCAGGGAGAUGAAGGUUACUUUUAGAAUUAAACCACGGAUGCUGCUGCUGUUGCAAAGUCUGGUAGGAGGCUCCGUGUCUGUGACAAAAGGGUGGGGGGGAGCUGACAGAGAGUAAAAUCAUGUAAUACACUGAAAGGACUUUUUUCUUCUAACUUAAACAGACCUGGCUUGGAAAGUCUUUGCUUUGGAGGUGUCAGGUACGAGAACAGGCCGACUGGAUGUCUGUAACAUCUCCGGGAGAGGACCCUGCAAGGAAGCAGGGCCUCUGCGGGGCUCACAGCACAGGCAGCCCCAUGGGGCCCCUUUCUCAAAGGGCCCGUUUUCAGGUUGGAGCUGGGACAGUUUCAAGAUUGAUGUUCCCUUUUCAGACUCCGAAGCUCUCAGAGGAAAUUUAUGACAGGAAUAAUUGAUGAGGUUUUUGCUGAAGCCAUAGUGGCAGGAAAGUUGAAAGAACUCAAACCUUUAAGGAAAGCACCUUUUGAGGGAUUGUUUGUUUUCUUUUUUUUCCCCCUAAAGCACUCCUUUAAACAAAAAGAAAACUAAAAAUAAAGCAAGAAGGAACAUUGUUACAUAAAUGAAGGAGAAAGGAGUGCUAGUUAAAAGUACCCCCCCACCCCCCGCUGUCCUCCUCUUUCCUGCCAAAGCAGAACAUGGCCUCACGACUGCCACCGACCAGUGCUCAUGCCCUCCUGUCUCUGCGCCAGCCUGGGGGUCAGCCAGCUCUCAGGCUAGGCUCUGCAGGGCCGGUCAGCCCGUGCACACAGCCACAGGCGCAGGUAAGGGCUGCCUCUGGCAGCUGGGCAGGCACUUGAAUUCCAGUGCAUUUUUAUAAGGUGAUGUAGGUGAGGGAAAUGAUUUUUCCCAAGAAACCACUACUUUUUCUUCCCUUCAGGCCUGCCUAGAACUUACACAACAAUUCAUAUUUUCAGUGGGGUUUUCCAGCUCUUCUCAGAUAAGGAAUCAAUUAAAUCAUUGAUUAAUUGGGGAAGAUCUGUUGGUACCUAAAAUAAAAUGAUUUCUCCUGGCACAUGUAUCAAAGCAAAGACUUUGUCGCCUGCUGCUUCUUAUCUAAUUUACAAGGAUAUUUAAUUUUGUAAGGUAUUUGUAUAUUUAUGCAGCUGUAAUUAAUUGCACAUUGAACUGGAAAAGCAAGGGUGACCUAGCGUGUGGCCCCUGUUGGUACUCGGCCUUCCCUCGUCCGGGCUCCACUCCGGUUCUCCUGGACAGUAUCAGGGCUUGUUCGUUUCUCGUUUGACUCGGUCCUCCAUUUUUCCUUUUGAUUCCCUUUUUAAAAUGUGAUUGUUAACCUGCUCUUUAAAGAGACUAAUUUUGCUGCUGCUCUCAGAAGGUUUGCUGAAUGUAUUUUAACCAGGACUCUAACUUGAUGCACCGCCAUGUCCCCCCAGCCAGUGAUGAUUCGCCCAGACCCUGACUGCGCAGCGGGAAUGUAUAGAUUUGUGCUUCCUUACUAAGUGCAAGUGUCAGCUGAGAGAUUAUCUGCUGCUGUUGUUCAAAAGGCCAUUUAUGAAACUUGUAUUGGAGCCCCAUAAAAUCUUAGGAAAGCCUCUAAUCAUUUGAAGGAAGAAAUUAGAGUUGAUUCAAAUUUCAUGUUAAAAACUCACAGCCAGACUGGCCUGUGUUCAGGUGGAAAGCUGGAGCUGAGGUUGGUCUCUUGCCAAACCCUAGCUGUCAUGUGUUUUUUUCAUGUCUUCGAGUUCGUUGUUUUCAUGCAGCAUAUACCCUGGCAUCAUUCACCUGAGGAGUCCAUCUGCCUUCUCACGAGUCGUCCUAGACCUUGUGGCUCUAAAGUAUUUGUCCGUUGAGAUUUCGAGUCUCUCGUCACCACCCUCGUGCACUACAACAAAACCAUGAAGCAUAAGUGGCCUUUUUGAACCAAGACUUUGCAAACUGAUCUCUCCCCAGUGACGGAGUUGAGCACAUUUAGCAACGAUGUACAUUAUUAAUUUCAGGUUUUCAUUUUCAUGUUUUAUUAUGUAAAUACUCUCUGAUGUUUGGAGCUUGAGUAUACAGUAUGUAAAUAUAGUUCUCGUAUUUGUACUAAUUCUGGUUCUUUUGCUGUAUAGCCUUAGAUGUGCAAUGCGGACAUUAUCUACCUGUGUGUGGUAACCUUGCAUCGCGGAACUCUUAGUGAACGAGCUAAACAUAAUAAAGGUACAGCCAGUGCAUCAGA